Poecilia latipinna (sailfin molly) is the source of this 2930-nucleotide messenger RNA. RefSeq names its product zinc finger and BTB domain-containing protein 45-like. The record is from RefSeq and is a predicted model, not a curated record. The annotation marks the transcript as partial. Gene Ontology annotation, biological process: regulation of transcription by RNA polymerase II. Gene Ontology annotation, molecular function: DNA-binding transcription factor activity, RNA polymerase II-specific; RNA polymerase II cis-regulatory region sequence-specific DNA binding. The transcript has 2 exons. Lineage: Eukaryota; Metazoa; Chordata; Actinopteri; Cyprinodontiformes; Poeciliidae.
CUUCUUUUCCAGUACCCAGUGAGCCACUCGCAGCCUCCCCCGUUCUACGUGGGAGGACCCAUGGGAGGGAUGGACAACAUGGCGGGAAGUGAGCCGUCCCAACAGGCUCCGCCCCCAGCGCCGAUGACCCCCGUCCCCACUUCUUCAGCGUCCUCCUGUUCGGCAGGGCCCUCUCCUUCCUCCCAGGGAUCUGAGACCUCGUUCGACUGCACGCACUGUGGCAAAUCUUUGCGAUCCAGGAAGAACUACAGCAAGCACAUGUUUAUCCACUCGGGUCAGAAACCUCAUCAGUGCUCCAUCUGCUGGCGCUCCUUCUCCCUGCGGGACUACCUCCUCAAACACAUGGUGGUGCAUACUGGCGUCCGGGCCUUCCAGUGCACCAUGUGCGGCAAACGCUUCACGCAGAAAAGCUCCCUGAACGUGCACAUGCGCACCCACCGUGCCGAGCGCACCUUCCAGUGCAAUGUUUGCCACAGGGCAUUCACCCACCGCACCUUGCUGGACCGCCACGCCUUGCAGCACGCCCACCACGCCCCGCAGACCCUCGGCCCGGGUCAGGGGCGUGGAGCCGACAUGACCUCACCUACCAAGCACAGUCCUCCAGGUAUGGGAGGAACCUCAGGUAUGGCUGGCUCAGCCGCUAUGGUUGGCAGCAUGCCGAGCAUGGCCAGCCAUGGAGCUUCCUCCACCUAAAUACAGGAGGAAAUGGGAGAAAGGGAAAUUCAGGGGAGAGGAGGAGGAGGAGGAGGAGAUUAGUUAGCUCAUUCCUCAAACCAACGCUUAACACUUUUUUUUUUUUUUUUCAUUAUUUGGUGGUAACAGCACUUAAAGCAGGGGUGUCCAAACGUAUCGUCACGUAGGUCGAAAAUAUAGAUUCAAAAGGCCAAAAACACCCAACCUAAAAUCAGUCAAAUAAAGUAGCCUUCACAUAUUAUAGAUCCAAAACUUGGCAGUAUCAGGACCUUUGUAGAUAGAAAAAAAGAUCACAUUUUUGCCAAAAACUCAGAAAUCUUGUCAUUAAUCUGAGACAUUUUCUAGAAAACUUUAAAUUUUUCAAAAGAAAAGUUUUGACAUUUCAAUUAAAAAAUUUUGUAGAAAGUUCCUGAUAUUAAUCUAAAAGUUUUAUUAAUUUUUUUUCUUGUUUUUUCUAGAAAAUUUCUGAGAUUACCCUCAAAUGUUUUAAGGUUUUUGCCAGAAAUCUGCUACUUUUUUAUUUUAUAAGACCCUAAUACUCCUUCGUAGAUUUUGCAUGUUUGUAUUAAAAGAACAAAGUCCAGUUUUCAGUUUCUUUGGGCUCAAUUUAAUAAAUUUUCAGUAAUAAGAACAGAAACUGGGUUACUUUGUUUCAAACCGUUUGCUAUUUUUAGCUGAGUUUAAGAAAGAAUAAAAGAUAAUUCUGGGUGCAGCAAAGUUGGCUUUUCAGUAAAAGUCUCUUGGUUUUACCUUUUGUUAAAACUUGGUUCUAAAACCACAAAUACUUUGUGUUGUACUUUAAAUUUCCUGUGUCGGAAACAUUUUUUCACCUUGGUUACGAAUUGAAAGUCUCUGUCUGCAUAAACGGGUCAAAUUUCAAUCAUAUUUGAACUGCAGUUGGGGGCCGCACAAAAUAAGUCCAAGGACCACAAAUGGCCCGUGGGCCUCACGUUGGACACCCCUGGCCUUCAGGCUUACAUGUCUUAUUGCAUUAGCUUAACUCCACCUUCAGUCAGGGUUUGAGGGUUUAGGAGAAAAAGAUGUUCAGUUCCCAGAAAGCUAUAAUAAUAGUUGUAGCCUGAUUAUUAUUUUUUAUUUUAAUUUUUUAUUUGUUUCCUGUGUUGUGAUGUAUUGCUAAGAGCAAAGUGGUAAAUCCAGCACACGUAUGGGCAGCGCUUCGAAAAGUAUCGAAUUAAAAACAUUUUUGUAGAAUAGUGCAGAAACCCUGUUUCAUAAAGUCCAGAGAGAUUAUGAGUUCCAUUCACCUUCGAUGGGUUUCAUUCAGGAUCGGUUCUCUUCUAUCUGUUUAAAGCCAUUUCUAGUCGGUGAGCAAACCCUGAACUGGACCAGUUGGAUGUUUCAAGUGAAAUAUAAACUGUUGGGAUUGUUAUUUUGUUACUUUGGUGGCGGAGUUGAAUGAAUUGCAUAAAACUGACUGGGAAUGAGCGGGUGCUAUGUUUUUAAAAGCUCACCAUCACAAAAACCUCUUAAAGUUUGUUCUUUUCUGAUCUAAGAAGUCUUUCUAAUGAUAUUCUAGAAAAGUUAAUGAAACUCCCAUACACAAAUUAGUUUUUCUGUUUGGAUAACACUGUUUUAGAAGCUAAUAUAUGCAACAUGCGGCUAGAUGUCUGUUGGUAAAAUAAACAGCCUUGUGCAGGCUAGCAACCAGGGAAGCUAACACAGAUGAUAAACAACACAAUGGAAGCUUAUUACACCUUCCAUACAUUAGCGAUAAUAAUAAAACAGCCAUAUAUUACAUGUAGGAGCAGCAUUAAUAGUAAUAUAAUUAAUUUUUAAAUGAAAGCAAUUAAUAUAAUUUUAAACGUGUAAACUUUAAACUUCCUGCUUCGAUUUCAUACACAUAAAGAAACUAUUUCAUAUCCCUUUACUUAAUAGUUUCAGAUAAUUUUAUUUCUCUUGGUAGUUUGUUUUUGAUGAAUUUAUGAUUAUGGGUAACAUUUAUUGAAGCAGAAAAUUUUAUUUAUCACCUCGGCAUCACUAACGUCUCAGAUAAAUUGUUCAAACUUAAUCAUCUGUGCGGUAAUGAAGUGUUAACUUGUGAGUUGACAAUGAAUUUGAAGAUCUGUUCACAUGAUUAAGCAGCUUUAUCUUUAAAAUGUGUGCAGCAGAUUUAUAUGAACUUGAAAGAGUUACUAGCUGCGUUUAAAUUGACAAAAUGCGCAAUUUAAUACUUUGAAAAUAAAUCUGCUUAAUGGAAACACGCCAGCUUCGAAAAA